Molecule: messenger RNA, 24507 nt
Organism: Dunckerocampus dactyliophorus (ringed pipefish)
Lineage: Eukaryota; Metazoa; Chordata; Actinopteri; Syngnathiformes; Syngnathidae
Gene: shroom1
Product: shroom family member 1
Exons: 9
Coding region: 18943-23448 (1501 amino acids)
Biological process (GO): actin filament organization
Cellular component (GO): cortical actin cytoskeleton; apical junction complex; adherens junction
Molecular function (GO): actin filament binding
Source: RefSeq, a predicted model, not a curated record
CAUAUAUAAUAAUUCUCUGUGUUGAUUGACGUGAAACACAAUGAUGGUGACCAGUCCAAAGUGGACCCCGCCUCUGGCCCAAAGUCAGCUGGGAUAGGCGCCAGCAUACCCCCACGACCUAGUGAGGAUAAGCGGCAUAGAAAUGGAUGGAUGGAUGGAUGGAUAAUUGUGGAUAGAAAAAUUUUACUUCCUGGUUGUAGGAUGACGUAUGGCGCGUUAUAUAGUCGUUUUAACUACAAUUGAGAGCUUGCCAUGGACCAAACGUAAAAGUAGUAGUAUGUCUUUCUUGUAUUUUGAUCAUGUCAUGGCUUUGUUGUUUCAGUUUUCUUUAAGUUGACCUCAUUAUUGGAACCUUAUUGUUUUGUUGAACAACUUUUAACCUAUUUUGAAUGGUCAUGCAACAAUGGAUGCUUGCUAAUCGAGCCCAACUGUGCAAAUGCGGGCCCCAAACACGCUUACUUUUUUUCACGACAACUCCAUGAGGUGACAUUUGUGUGUUUACUGGGAAGAUAAACGAAGAAAGGAAGGUGGAAACAAAAAGACGGUAACACAAAUAGAAGGGCAGGGCUGUGAGACACAAAAGCCAUCAGUCAUACGCUUAAAUAUGCCUCGGGUGUUGAAACACGAUCUGUGUCUUUCUUUUUGUCGUUCUUAUAAGGACACAAAAACGUGUGUCCAUGGUAUUAUUGAUAAGCUGCUAAGAGUGAUUGUGUUCUUAAAGAAAGCAAAAUUUCUUUUAAGAUGCUAGCAAAACGUGGACAAAAAACACAUUUUAUAUAUUUGCCUAUGCAUAUGCUAGCCAGCUACUUCCUGGUCCACAGUGGACAAAAGACACCAGGAUUGUACCAUUUUUGAUUAUGAUGAGUGGAGCAUGAUAUAAUUAUUCCCCAGUGUCCAAAAUGAAAACUACUUCUUUUUAAUUAAAAUUAAUUCCUCCAACAAAAGCGGAAAAAUACGUGCAGCGGCGUUUUUGUGUUUGUCCAUCGGUUUGCAUGUUUGCAAGUCACUUCCUGGUUCACGGAGAAUGACGUAAAAUGACUGGAUUACACCAUUUUAUUAUAGGGUGGGUAGAUGAGUUGUAUCGUGACUUUAAAAAGCAAAAAAAGAAACUAAAGUGAAAAAUCGUACUUGACUUUAUUUGUCCUUUUGUUACUUGCCAGUCUAUUUCCUGAUUUGUUGAGAAUGACGUUUACAUUGCUGGGACCAUUUGACAAAGGUGUGGACUACUCCGUCACAAUUUUGAUGACUUUGGACUCGACUUGACAGCGUCAUCAAAGACUUGCAACUCAACUUGGAAUUUGGCAUCAAUGACUCAGGGUGACUCGGACUUUAGUCCGGUGACUUGAAAAUACUUGAGUUAAAUGUGUCCCCAUUCAAAGUAUUCAACUCACGUGAGCGUUAUUUUGUCAUUUCCAGAAAGACAACAUAUUUUCCUUGUGAAUCUGCCUCAUUGAACGCAUCUAUUAACGUCCAAUCAGGUUUAAGAGCAAACAACAAAUGUGUGGAUUACGUUUCUGUGCAUUGACUAAAUCCUGAAUGCUACAUCUAGUCUUUUUUUGUGACUAAGUCUUGUCAGACUGGUCUUGAAAAUUUCAAGUCUACGACUUCAGACAUGACUUGACCUGUCGUGUGACUUGAGAGUUGACUUCGACUUGAGAUUAAAGACUUGAGAGUUACUUGAGUAAGUGAACAUUUAUGGUACAUUUGUUUUUGUUAGCAGGCUACUUCCUGGUUCACUGAGAAGGAUGUAAGUUGUUCGCAAUAGACGGAUGGGACUCUAUCACUUACAUUCUGGGAUGGGGGCGGAAUGGUUCCAAUUUGACUCUAGCAGUGCAAAAAUAAAAGAGCAUUAUCGAACAAAAGUGAACAAUUUUGAAGCACCAUAUUUAUUAAUUUGUUUGUCUGGCCCUUUGUUAGCUAGUUUAUUGAGAAAGAUGUACGGUAAGUUGUUAGGAAUAGAUGGACGCGACACAAUUCCAUUCUGACCCAAUAAAAUUCCACAAACAAAAUCAUGGCGUGACGUAUUUGUGUUUGACAGGUUACUUCCGGGUUCAGGCAAGAUAAUGCAAUAUGACAUGAACGCACCAAUUGUAUUUGUUUGUUAGCCGGUCCUCAUUGGAUCCAGAUUUCUAUUUAAUUGAAACCAGUUUUGGAGUUUUUACUAAGUUUUACUGAGGUGUCAUUUCAAACUGCAACAUCAACAAACGCACAUAUAAAAAAAGUAACUGGAGCUUCUGUUAAACAGCGGAAACUAACUCUUAUGGUGUGCUUGUUUUGACACGGCGUGUGGACAUUCUUGCCGUGACCUUUCACACACAGCUUCCCUACUGUGAGUAUGAACCAACUGGUUUGGCUUCCCUGGGGUUAGCGUUGAAGUUCAAGCGGGUUCAACGGCAAAUUCUGCAGCUGUAAUGAUUUUUUUGUCAGACAAACCAUUAUGUGGCGAACGAAAGGCAUGCUCAUGCUUUUGCCCGUCAGCGCUGGUAGUUAAUUUAUCAGCCUGCAUUGUGUCACUUUAAAGUCAGGUGCAAGUGCGGCCUUGAGAUAAUAAUGGAGGAGGAUCUAUCACGGGGAUGUUCAGUUGGCGGCACUUGGGCCAAACCUGGCAGAUAGCUAAAACCAGCAGAGCACUGCUGUUGUAGAGGAUCACUUACUAGCCUUUUUUUUUUGCAGUAAGUCACACAGAAGAUCUUUGCAGUAGGGCUUUAAAAAAGUCAGAGGAGUCCUGAUGUAUAAAGGAUCUUUGCAGUAGGUCCUUCAAAACAACAGUGUUCUUGUCAUAUAAACUGACGACUUUUUUGCAGUAGGUUCCUAAAAACAGCGGCGUGCUCCUGUCACAUAGACGAUCUUUGACUACUUUUUUUUUUUUUUUUUUUACGUUUUACGCAUUUGGAACUAAACUGUGUGCGCACACGUUAAAAUUUUCCUACAACGCGUAACCUUUUGCACGCUACACUCCUCCACGCGCUCUCAUUUCCUCCUUGCUGUCGAGUGUGGUAAUACAUGCAAAGGAUCAAUGCCGAGCUCUUAUCAAAUGCACUUCUGCCACCUUGUGGCUGUUUUUAUGGUUUAAAACUGCUUGAAAAGUGACCUUUUAUUGUGCACUUGCGUCAUCACCUCUUUUUGCCUCUCACGCAAAAAAACGUAAAAGAUGUAUAAAUAUGUCUUUUAUAUUGAAUGAGUGCUCCAGUCACAUAGAGGAUCUUUGACUAGCAUUUUUUUUUGCACUAGGUCCUUAAAAACAGCAGCGUGCUCCUGUCAUACAAAUGAUCUUCCACUGUGUUUUAUUUGUGCAGUAGGUCCUUAAAAAGAGCGUAGUGCUUCUGUCAUAUAAAGGAUCUUGGACUACUGUUUUUCGCAGUACGUAGUUAUAAACAGCAGAGCAUUCCUGUCUUAAAGAGGACUUUUAAUUUGUGACUUCACUUUUGACAUUAAAAAAACAAAAAACAAAUAAGAAUAAUAGUAAAGGGUCCGUCGCGUUCUGAAAAUGUGUCCCUUGGAACAAUGAACUUAAGGAUGGAGCAGGUGACUCAUUGUGCUCUUUAUAUGGGAUGGACAACACAUCUGUAUGAUACAGCGUUUUUCUUGCUGAUCUGAAUUCAUGCGAUCAACAGUCCAUUUCAGUCAGAUUGUGGCUGCGAAUUAGAGCCAAGUGAACAAAAGCUGACCAAAGUCCAUCAAACAUGCGAGGUGUAAAUGUUCAGACUCGCAAACCUGAUGAUGUCACCGUGCUCCUUGGAAACAGAUGUCCUUGGAAAGGUUGUAAAAUGUCUCUGGGUGCAUUUGUGUUGUGUGUGUGUGACAUCACUUUAGGGACUUUUUCCCGAUAAGCGCGUGAAAGUGUGUGAGAUAGAUGGUAGUAUCAGGAAGCAAGAGGGUUUAAAUGGUAAACGUUUUCUUUCAGGGAUUAAUAAGUGAUUCGAAGUAGUUCAGGAAAAUUGGCAUGUUGCAGCUAAAAGGCACACUUUAAUUCUCUACUUUGUUCUCAUUCUAAUUCAGUUAAGCGCCAUAUCAUGCCGUUUUAAAACAGACUAUUUUGAGCUGAUACAACAAUGCGUUUACCAUCUCAAAGUGGUUAAGGCCUAAUAUUUCCACAAGAUUUAUUCAUAAAAGAACAAAUAGUUUAAAAUCAAUAAUAGUAAUUACAAUAGAUUAUCUUUUUUUUAUAAAAUCGUACUUAGUUUUGUUUAAAAAAAAAAGCCCUGCCAUUAAGUCCAAUUGGCUUAAAACAGAUGUUAAGCUCUCCAUCAGAUUUAUUGGCAUUUUUUCUACAUUAAAGUUGCUUUUAUUGUACAUACAUACCGCAUUUGUUUAAUCUAGAGCAGGGGUCACCAACGUUUUUCCUUGUGAGAGCUACUUUUACAAAAUGAAAAUGGCCAAGAGCUACUCAUUUUUGUAACAUUUAUUUUCAGAGCUUAUUUUAAACCCAAACAAAGCGGAUAUGCUUGUUUUACCAGAACAUGAACAAAAUGCUGGUGUCCACAACUCACAUUUUGUAUUUCAGAAUGCAUUUCUUUCUACUGUUCUUUCAUUAUUAACUGAAAACCUGAAUGAAAAGCAGGCUUGCGGCCACCUCAUGUGGUCGUGGGGGGCUACCUGGUGCCCGCGGGCACCACGUUGGUGACCCCUGAUCUAGAGGGAGUGCUGAAUAAAUUGGUUCGUGUAAUGUUUUUUUUGAACAUGCAUACAAGUUACAUUGGAAUACAUAACGUAGUACAAGUCACAGUUCUGCAUGUCCAAAAAGGAGGAGGAAGAAGCAAAGCUUAGGUAAUCCUACACCCCCAUCGGUUUCAAGAUUCAAGAGAGUUUUAUUGUCAUGUGCAUGGUAAAACAGCAGUUAUACCAUGCAAUGAAAAUCUUAUUCUGUUCAUUCUCCCAAGAAAAGAAAGAAAACACAAGAAAGAAUAAGAACAUAAGAAACAUCAGUUCACAUCAGUUGCAAUUCUUUUGUUCUCUUCCUGUAUUCCAAACGAACUCUUUGCCAGUUGUAAAUACAUCGGAAAAUGGUUUAAUUUAAUAGUAUAACAUUAGUAUUAGUAGUACAGUAUAACAAUGUGGUAAAAUAGGAUCGUUUCAGGGUUAAACUGUUUUGCCAGAUACGAUGGUCAAAUUGUACAAACUGCAAAGAACUUUCACAUUUAGGUCAGCGUGGUUCAACCAUGCGAUAACAGGGCUAUAAUUUGAUCUAAAGCUGUUUUUAAUAAGAAGUUGAAAUGAAAGAGGUGAUUUUUGGUGGGUUUUGCUUCCCGCCUACUGUCCAGACUGCCACAGUUAGCAUCUAUUUGGAAAGCCUUAAUGUAAUAUACCCAAACUGUGGCUGUGACUUAUUGUCAGACACUCCCUCUGUUGUCCAAUAGUUCCUGUCCCCAUGCAUCCGAUAGACAUGAUAGAUACAAAUGACAGCCACAGGUUAUCACUCAAGCCCCCUGCCGCCAAAAAACUGCCGUCCCCCCAUCAUCCUGUGUGUGUAUGGUUAUGUGUGUGUCUGUUGUAGUUAUCUGACAGCACCACACCUACACUUUUGUUCCUGAGCAGUUGGACCGUCACUGUGAUACGCUGGUGUCCUAUGUCAACAAGUAAGUGUUUGUAUGUGUUGGGGUUUUUUUUAGAAACUACUUUCCCCACAGGAAAUAUUGGCUUUCGUACCGAUAUCCAACAUACCGAUAUUGUCCAGCACUUCAUUGCCGAUAUCAACCGAUACCAAUAUACAUAGGCAGCAGCUCUUCCCACAAAUGAAUGAACACAUUAUUAUGUGAAUGAACACCAUUUGUGAAAAAUAAGACAAAGACUGCAAUAUGCAUUGUAAUUUAUAGAAAAAGUGCAAUUUUUGUGUCAGCAGAAAAUUCAUGAAAAAAAUCCUGACCAAUAGGCAACUAAUAAAUUGCCUAUAUUUGGGGGGGGGGAAGUAAAAAUUAAAUGUAUUUACAUUUUCAAUGGGAAAAUUUUGUUUCAUCAUCCGUGAACUGAUUGUUUUCGACUUCAGUGUUUCCACUGUGAAAUCCCCAGACUAAAGUAUCCAAGAUAAUGAACAACCUCGAGACGUAUAGAAAAAACUAUAUAUUACAUAUGAUUUACAUCUGUCCUAGUUUAGAUGUAGGGUAUCGAUGGGAACCGCGACUAACGUUCCGAUUCUCCCAAGAUUGCUCAAAUGUUUUUAUUUUGAUUCCUAGUUUCGAUGCGACUGGAAGAAAUAGCCACAAACCCCAAAAAGAAAGAAGCCGGUGAGAACCAGCGAAGUGGCUAAAAAGUUUAUCUUAACUUCAUAAAUGGGGGGUGCACGAUGAACAUGAUUAAUAUUCAGACAUUCAUGGUGUAGAAAAAGCAGAGUGCCUCGUCUUUGAUGUGUUACGCCGGACUUCCUCUCAGUAGUCAGAAUCUGGGAAGCACAAACAAUAAAUGACGUCUGUCUCAUGCCAAAGUAACCCAGGGUUUCAGGAUGCUAGCUGUUUGGUGUAAAUAAAGGACGGGAGCUACGGCUACGGCUGGGCACGUUUGUUUAUGUGCACAGUCCAUCUCUGGUAGCAAGUCAAGGGACCUUCUCAACGCACACAACAAACUUCCAGCCUUCAAAAUAAGAGCGCUUUAACAAAAUACGGGUGUCAUAUAAAAUAGCUUUUCUGAAAGUGUACUCUUAUGAAAAAUAAACUUUAUAACAUUUAUAUUCAAGUUGAAUGGUUUGAUAUUUGAAAAUAGCAAUGUGAGAAAUUCAUAGUAAAGUUGAUAAGAAGUUCAUAUCAUUAAAGAAUUCAUGGAGAAAUUCUGACGUUUUAUCCAAAAAGAACUGUAAUUUAAACCAUAAAAGCAUCGGAUCAAGAAUCGUUUGGAACCGGCAUCUAAACAAGGCAUCGGAAUCGGAACCGGAUCGUUCACAUUCAAACAAUGCCCAACCCUAUUUAGAUGUCUUACAAGCAGUGAUUCUAACUUUCCAAGAGGGCCGCCACAGAAUAUCUGUUUUGCAACUGUGGGCUGUGAGUGCUGUGUGACUCUCCGUUGUAAUACACCUUCCAACCACUUGUGGCAGUAAUGUAAUAACAAGCAGAAGAAGGCAACGGCAAGUCUGGGGCAGACGUUAUGAAUACGUUGCGUUAAGAGGGGAUAGCACUUUUUUUUUCUUUUUUUUUUCAUAAGUCCCUGCUUUUUGUGGAAGUCAAUUUGAUUAUCAUUUAUUUUUGUGUUUGUGAGCCUAACUUGAGCCUUGCUCUUUUAUAAGCUUGAUCAGUUCCAUGAAUUGCUAGCCUGUUCGGCAUGAUGUUGUGCGUACGUGCUGGUUUAUGUUGGAAUGAUAAAUAUGUUUGUGAGGAGCACGUCAUGGUUUUAUGUUGUUUGACAACGCCGAGGCUUGUCAGACUGCAAGUAGGGUAGACAUAGUUAUUGAACACAAAUCAAAUCAAGACUAAGAUGAACAAUUCAGUGUUAAUUUUCGAAAGUUGGAAAGUUUGGUCUCUUUCAGGACAUGCGUCCACAAGGACAAAAUACAAGGUGGACCCUUUUUAUGAUUGUUUCUACAUCAUCAUGAUUCCACUCUGUUCUCAAACAGUUUCGUUUAAACAUUUAUAUUUCAUAUUGUUUUAUUAGGGUUGAAGUGUGUCAGUUACCUCUACUUAUUUAACUAACAGAAUAAAUAUUGGUUUAAAGGAUUCGAAUAUUGGAAUAUCACCUGCCAAGAAGAAAGUGGGUCAAACCAAACGUUCUGCAUACUAAAACUUUAAAAAAACAACAAAAAAAAAACUGUCCUACUUCAGUCCACAUUUGUUGUUGACUUGAGCAGCGGCCAUGUUGGUGAUUCUUUUGCAAAUCAAAAAGCUGACUCCCCACCACACCCCCAAACCUGUCGCGUUUCACCACUCCAGGGCAGUGACACGUGUAUCUAGACUGCUGUUUUAUGCAUCUUAAACCACGUAGAGCCACGUCUGCUUUCUCUUGACGACUUUUAGCAGAGCAGUGACCUACUUUCUCAUCCUUUCCUAGCUUUUAUAGUCUUUUCCUUCUGCUAUAGACACGACGUCACUAAGUGCCGCUAUUGUAACAUUUCACCGUGUAAGUGACUCUACUUUUGCAAGCGUUGGCCUCUGACACCGAUACCCUUUGUAGGAAGUGUUUGUAUUUGAGCGCCAGUUUAAAGAAAGGGACAGUGUCAUUUGGUAAGAAAGUGUAUUGCCAAUUGAAAGCCAGUCGUUGCUGAUCAACCUUUCCAUCCACUCCAGUGUGCAUAUCAGGCCGAUAAGGUGGCGCUGUCAUAAAACCUCCCCGGGCACCUGAUUAUCUUGGCAUUUGUUUCGGUACAAUGAAGCAUUAUAUAUUUUAUUGUGUUGCGUAACUGGUAUUGAAGCCAACACUCAUGAUGACAUAACAGAUAAGUAUCCUUUUUUUGCUGUUUUAUAGGCUAAAUGGGACCUGUAGAGACAUUCAUAUCCAGUUUAUAGACUUUAAACUUUCUCCGUUCUGGUAAUAGAGCACUAAUUCACAACACAAGGUAGGAUGAGAGAACAAUGUCUGUAACAAUUUCAGCACCAAUGGUAGUAGUAGUAGCAGCACAGUGGAACCUCCCAUUGAAAAUAAUCGGAAUAGAAAGCAUACAAGCGUGAAAAGAAGCCAGCUUAAUAUUAACCUGAAAAACAAUAAAACAUACAAACCGUAAUGCAGUACAUCACGCAGUGCAUUCUUACUUGUCACAUGUGUAAAACGAAGUUAACCGCGGUAAAAACAACAAAACACACAUUAUGAUGAUGGACAAACACGACGACGGUGCAAACUCUGGAGGUUGUGCUACUUUAGAGGUGUCUUGUUUUCCUGAAAUGUUUAUUUGAAUUUCGUACUGUACCACUUCGUCAGCAUUCGACUUAUCAUGAUAAGCAAUACUGAUGAACUCUACUCUACAGUACAAUACUUAUUGCAAUACUGUUUGGGCAGCAACCUGUCCAACUUAUCUCAACAAGAUUUUUCUAAUUCAACAGAAAUUUUUAAGAAUCAUUAGUUUUUCUAAGAGACCGGGCUGAUCUGCUCCACUUGUCAAAAAAGUCAAACUUCUCUCAGGUUUGGAUGUGAAUAUUUACCAGACGUGCAUCUUCAUGUGCAAAUAUGUCCAUUUAACUCCUUCCUGUCCUUCCUAAAGUUUCCCAAAACAUCUUUAUGUUAUCUUCUGUUAUUCACAAUUAUCCUGCACGAUGUUCAAGUCGAUUUUAUCUUCCUUAUUGUCGAACUUCUGUCAGUCUGUCAGUGUUCUCUAAAAUAUUGUGGACCUCAUCUUUAGAAUAAUUUAUGUCCUGAACUUCAAUCAACAUCCUCUUUAUCUUUAUUUAAAAAGCAUCUGAAAAGGACUUUAAUUAACGGAAAAAUAUAAGGCUGUAUAUCAUUUGAUUUGUAUUUGAUGAGUUGUAAUUGAAUUUGUAUUUUUUAUGUUUUAUUUUACAUUAUUGUUUAUUUGUGAUUACAUUUUUUUCUCUUUCUUUUUUCCCCGUGUACGUUUGGGGAGGUAUUUACAUAAGCCUCUUUUGGCUUCCAUCCUCUGCCGCACAAUGAUUUUAACUGUUUAUAAAUUGUGUCGUUUUCCCCUUUUUUUUACACUGUUUAUGAUGUGCAAACAUGUGUGUGCUUUGUUGUUGUCUGCAAACGUAGCUAGAAGAAUAUCAGCAAACAUUGCCUAAAGAGUAUCAGCAAACGUGGGUGUCUGCACACAUGCACUGCAGCCGUUCCCUUCACUCACACCGUACACACACACGCACCGGCACCGCCUGACAUGCUCAAAAAAAGAAUAAAUAACUUGAGAAAAACUAAAACCAAAACCAAAAAGAAACAAAAGACCCUAAUAAACCAAAUUAACACGGUCGCUACUAGGCCUGUCACAAUAAUCAAUAAAUCAAUUAAUUGCACGAUGAAUAAAACCAACUCGAUCAUUUUGCCGGCCUCGAUAACUUGACAUGUGCAUACAUGUUUGUUUUCCUCCUCUAUCGCUACUAAACAGGCUGGAUGACAAGAGGGUUCACUCCGUGCCUCUGUCUUAACACCUGGGCGCGUUGGUUCUCUAGCGAAAUGAACGGCCAUUCAGUCAGUCAUUCAGUCUCUUUGUCCCAGUGGGGGGAGGUGGGGUUGCUAGCGAGUACUGCAGCCUGCAAGUGAGCAAAAGCAAAUAUGAAUGAAGGCACAAAAGCGAAGGUUUCUAAGGCGAAUGCCACAGCCCCAGUGCGGGGGUAUUUCAGUUUUAAACAGAAUGAACAAGGUGAGCCCAUGAACACAGACGAGCCAAUAUGUCGCAUUUGUUGGAAAGUAGUGGCGACAAAGAAGGGGAUAACACCUCAAACACAACCGUCUUGUCCAGUUUUCCCAGCUGGGAGAAAAACUUCGUUGAGGUGCAGCAGAGCCUUCAUCCCAACAGUCAACACUUACUGAGGUGUUUGGUCGGCAAAGUAAACAUAAACAAAACAGCGUCUUUCACGACAUGUUAAGCCUUCCUGUUAAGGAAUAAUACUCAGUGUUCAUUAUUUAUUGAAGUGCAAUUUUGUUUACAGAGACUUGAUACUCCAUUGUAUUGUAGGGGCAUUUAACAUCAGAUUUUCCAUCUAAGGAUUAGCAAUAGUGAUGUAACUCUACUGUAAAGACUACGACUACUACAUUUCUUUACGUUUCUCAUUCCUACGUGUAAAAUUAAGCUAGCUACUGUCAAAACAUGUAAAAAUACUGGGUUAUGAUGACGAUGCACACUCUGUGUGAAGUUUCGCCUUCCCUAGAGUUGUGUUUGUCCCCCCAAAUUUUGGUUGAAAUCAGAAUUGUAUCACUUCUAGGUCAUUUGAUUUCAGACUUUUCCACAGCGUAGAUAAUGAUAUGCUGUGGUAAUGUGAAUUAUAUUAUGGCAACUACAUCUAAUGUCCUAGUAAUAAUAAUGGAACUUGUAGUAGCAUUGUUGUGUGUGCCUACUAUAAGGGACAGAAACAAGGAGCAUACCAAACCUGAUAAUAUGAAUGUGAAAAUGGAGGGGUGGGGUGCGUCAUGUGAAAUGCUGCAGUCUAGGUCUAAGGUAGGAUGCUUCAGGACAAGCUUCAGUUUGCUCUGGCUUUAUCAAAAGGGAUUUUUUUGUGACUUCUUUUCUUGUGACCGUCUACCAGGUAGUGCUAUUGAACGUACACCCACAAUUUCAUAUCCCUACGGUCCGACUGUUUGAACAGGAACCAUCUUGCUGUUAGUCUCCUUAUCAGGUACACUCACCUGCUGUGUGCUCAGGCAAUUGAAGACCGCUGAUAUUGCUGCACAGGUCAGGUUACAUAAGUGAUAUUUGCAUGCAGCUAUUCUUCCUGUUGACUGUGUUGUUCGCUGUCCCUGCAGUUGGACCAACCGGAAAAUAAUGAUGAGGCUCUGUACAGUCAGCGACGCACUUACGUAACUGGUAGCUUCUGAACACGUGUCGUACAAACAGAACAUCAGGUAAAGACGUUCUAAGUGCUUAACUGUGGUUUACUUUAUUUCAUGUAAACGAGGCCUCGCAGUGUACACGCAUGUCAGCUGAAUAGCCUGCGGACAGGGACUGAGAUCCUGCUACAGUACAUUUAGGUUUUUAUACUUGACAGUUAGCUUGUCUUGUUUUGAAGCAAAAUGGAGCACAAUACUUCGCUGUAACCAGCAGAAUCGAUGUUGAUUCAGUCUCAGCUAGUUUGCUGUCUAAAAAAGGACAGCAUGCACACAAUUAAUUAGUUGUCGUCUUUGUUUCCUUCCCCAUAAUUUAUGCAUGGAGGCGACUAUAGCAAAACAACCAAUGUAGUGGGAAGUCUCCAGUGAAGUCACGCAGUGUUACGACUGUCAUAGUACUUGGAGAGCCAUCAUUACAUCUCCAGCCAGGUCCCUGGUGUACAAAUCAUUAUAUAACAGGACAGGUGCAUGCUGCUGAGCAAGCUUUGUGGUGCAGGGCGUUCAUUACUGUCAUUGUAGUUAGCAUCACAUCAGAUUUCAAUGGCAUUAAUUGAUUGACGGUAAUGUAAAACUGUUGACAGUGUGUCUUUCGGCCCUGCAGCAGCGGUACAAGAACAAUGGAGGUUGUUUUCUUCCCUUUCAAGUAACAUUGUUCUCUCCUGAUGGAGACUUUUCCCAUCUUUGAGCAGGAAGUGGGUCAGUUACUGUUGUUUUUUUAGUCCUGCUGUUUUUGUCCUCGGCCUCCUGCUGAGCCAUCUCUUCUUUUUUGUCUCUUUUUCUUUUGUAUUUCUGACUCACCCUGCCUGGCCUUUUUGUUCUCAAGCGCCCUUGUUAUUUGUAGUGUGCAUCAUGUUUUUGUGAAGCAGCUCGUCUCGUGCUCUCUACAAAAUGCUUUAAGUUGCCAUAACUAUUUGGGCCCAGUAAAACAGGUGAGUCUUGAGAUUGGGUGUGUCUUUCGUCACUUUUGCAUCACAGCAAAUGCUUGUGGCUUUCACAUACGUGCGCUUGCUAGGAUGUUGCCUCUGGAGGGACGUACACAAUGCUUCAUGGGUUUUGUUGCAUAAUUACCUCUGACAAGGACGCUGUCACAAUGUGCUAGUGACUACCAUUUGUUGUGGUUGUCACUGCGUGGUACCUGCCUUCUUCUGGCUUGUUUCUCCUUUAUUGUUGCAGUUACACCUUAAGCGGGCUGGAGGCGGGGACGCUGGGCACACCUGUGGCUAAUUACCCAAUACUCAUUUAAGCCGACUACCCACAGCUGGCAGCCGCUGGUUCAUUGUUUCGCCUCUGCUGGCAACACACCCGAGUGCUUCUGCUACCAAUCGUUCCAUGCCCAUUUGGACCUGCCGCCUCCCUGCCGUCCAGCUAACUCCAGAGUUUGUACUUUACUUCAUGGUGUAACUUUCAUUUGCCUUUUGUCUCUGUUUUUGCCACAACACCAUCGCUUUCUGUUUUUGGAACUACUCUCUCUUGCACUUUUUGUCAUUAAAAGUCCUGAAUUACCACACAAACUCUAAGCCUCUGCAUCUGGGGUCCUAACCACACCGAGAACCUGACAGACGCUAUGGUUUCAGUGCUGUAUGAUGGUUUGCUUGGAGUUGGAUUGAUAUUUUACCAAUUUUCGCUAUGGAGGGUGUGGCAUUGGCUAAGGAAGAACCUAUUGUACUUUGGCGCAGAUCCAGAUGAAGGUGCAGAUUUGUCAGCAUUGUGAGAUGAGGUUCUCUCUGAAUUUUGCUGCCAAAAAACAGACAUAUGCAGGAGGUGAGUACGCUAUCUAUGAGGGUCUAUGGUUUGGUGCUGAUGCAAAUUAAUGGGACUGUUUACACCACAAAAAAAACACAGUCUCCUUUGGGUUUGCUGUAGGCCGUACUGGUCUAUAAGUCGCAGGUGUGCACAUCUUAACAUGGGAAAUUUAGUACACAGAAAGAUUUGUUAAACUUUUGAUUAAAUGCUUUUUUCCAAGCAGUGCUGAACAGUGCGUGUAACAUGGCUAGGUAAACAGUAGCCUACCAGAAAGGUCAUUCAUUGCCGUCCUCCUCAUCGUCCUGGGAACUAAAACCACUAAAGUUGUCUUCUUCAGCGUCACAAUUGAACAGCCUCAUAAUUCCUUCAUCACACACUUUGUCAGUCUCUCUCGCUCUUUUGUUGUGGAUCUCUGUGUCGCUUUUGUUUCGAGGCAAAUUAGGCAUUUAGCUUGAGCUACCGUCUUCACCACGCAGUAGUCCAGCCUUUCGAAACCCGUUGGUGAAAGUGGACAGUUGGUCGUCCGAGCAGUCCAAAAAGAAGAUGUAGUAAUUCUACACUUGAUCAAGCUUACUUUAAGAUGUGUCAGAUCAAAACAUCAUUGCUGCAUAAGACCUCAAAACCUGCUAUUAGCUUCCACUUCACUUGUACAUGUCACUACUUCCUGACACUGGGAAAUAGUAGUUUUUAGCCAUAAAUUAGCUGCAUCAAUGUACACGCUGGAUAGUGGCUGGAUAUGGAACUGUUAAAAAAAACAACUUAUAUUUCACAUUACGAAAACAUUGGAAUUCAGUCCUUUGCUGAUUUAUUUAAUCACCUUACACACUGUAAACUGAAAAAAACAAACAUCUGCACGGGUGAGUUUGCUUGUGUAUUUUGUCAGGGUCAACACACCUAUGCUAGUAUUCAAUAAAAAGCAAAAGUGCAUGCCCUGCAGCCCUCUCCUAUUCUAUUCUAGUCCGAAGGAAUUUCUACAGUAUCCAGUUAAAGUCGGCGUGACAAGAUCAUAUUGCAAAACCGCCCCCGUGAGGUCCAUAAACCCAAAAUAAUUGUCUGCUCAGAAGUAAUUUGGAGUUUGUUAUGGGCACAGGUCUGGUUAAUCCAGGCAGGCAUGAUGCACUCUACUGUAGAUCCUGGUUAAUAGUUGACCAGUCAGGGUACAGAAGGCUUGAAUAUGUCAAGUAAGAUUGCGCUACCGUGGAGGUUGGUGAAUGUUCAAUAUUGUCACGUUGUGCAGGCAGGAAUGUCGAGCUUAUUAGAGUGUGACAGCUUGUUUUGGUCAGAUUUUAGACGGCAGCGUGAGCACUGCCCGGCAACAUGAGGCCACAGCUUCUCUCACAUCCUUAAGGACUUAACACUGCAUGGAACUGCAUGCUUUCUGUCCUGCCUCUUGAUGCAUCUGCAACCUCAACCAUCCACUUCCACCUUUUCAAAAGCAGCUUCCUGUCAUUUUGUUUAGAGGUGGACAAUAGGGAUGUUGUCCGUCAUGUCCUGUGGAAGACUGAAGUGCUGUCAUUGAUCCAUGGCAUUCUUGUCCAUGGUUUGACACUGAAUGUCUGUCUUUGCACACCUUGGUUCAGUCUCAUUGCUGCACGAUAAAGGCCAUUGUGAAGCAAAGACUUUGACCUCCCCAAGCUUCUCCCCCACUCCACCUAAUCCAUUGUUCAUUCCUCUCUCUCACCAUUAGCCUCUGUGUCGCUCUUUGCAUUCACUGCUUUUGUCAAUCUAAUCCUCAUUAAGAAAAUGUGUCCUUCCAAGACACAUUCCCUGACUGUGCAGGAUUUUAUUUUAUUUUUUUUUCGCGGAGCACAUGCUCGUUAUACAUUCUUAUGGCUCUUAAGCCUAAUUCUAGCCUAACCUAUUCCGUGAUGUGGUACUACUCUAGCUCAGUUGCCAGGAAGAACAUGGUCAUAAGAUUGUUCAAUGUUCAUGUCUUGAUCCCCAAUUAUGGCUCACAUGUGGGAAGUAUAAAUGAUUAGCGAUUGUUUUACCUCAACUAAGGCACCUGUUGGAGGUAUUACCGAAAAAAUUGAGUGUGUUUGGGCUUUGGUGCAGAAAUAAAGAUUUUCUACAAGAUUUGGCAUGUGUUUAUGGGAAUGGUUUAUAUAGUCAUGGAAAAAAUGAUGAGACCAUCCUUGUUUCUUCAGUUUAUUGAUCCAUUUUAAUGCCUGGUCCAACUAAAGGUACAUUUGUUUGGACAAAUAUAAUGAUGAUAACAAAUAUAGCUCAUAAGAGUUUCAUUUAAGAGCUGACAUCUAGCAACUUCCAUGGUUUUCUUGAUAAAAACCAAAAUCACUUAAGUUCUUACAUGAAUAGCUAUAGCAUUGUACUGCCAAAAAAUGUAACUCUUAUGAGCUAUUUUUGUUGUCAUUGUUGUAUUUGUCCAAACAAUGGUACUUUUAGUCGUAUCAGGCAUUAAAAUGAACAAGAAACUGAAGAAACAAAGCUUCUUUCCCUUGACUGUACAUGUCUGUAUAAUACAGUAAAUGUCUGUAAAAUUUUAGCAAAGUUUGUUUGAAAAAUAUGUCCGCCAUCAAGCAAAACGUCUGUGCAGGAGCACGGGUGGGCUUAGCAACUAAUUGUCCAUAAGUCAUUGACCGUUAAUCUACUGCAUUGGGCAAACUACGGCCUGCGGGCCACAUCCAGCUCGUUAAGCCAUUUAAUGCGUCCUGACGAUGUUCCUAAAUAAAUAUUUUUUUUUAAACCUUCAGCUUUGAUUUUUCUAAUGGUUUCUGAAGCGAGAGAGUCUGCGCUUUCAAAUGAUAUACCGGCCAUUACGGUAAUCAUAGGUGGGGUGUCCAAAGUUGUUAUUGACCCAUGGCACAUUCUAAAAAUAUCAUUGAACAAGUAAACUAAAAACUACAAGAGCAAAAAAUUGAAAAAUCAGCAGUAAUUUUACAAGAAUAAAGUCAAAAUAUUAAGCGAAAGAAGCUGUAAUCUAAAGAGAAAAAGUCAUAAUUUUAUGAGAAUUACAUGAUAUUAUGAGGGAAAAAUAACAUCAUUUUAGUAGUAGUAAAGUUGAACUAUUAACGAAACGUUAUGGGAAACAAGCAAAAAACAACAAAUAAUGUUAGGUUGCGGAAAAAGUUAUAAUGUUACAAGAAUAAAGUGAAAAUAUUAUGGAAAGUCAUACUUACGUGAAGAAAAUUUACAAAAAGAAAAAAAUAGUUGAUAAAACAUUCAUUUCAAAAAAUUGAAAAAGCUGCUCUAAUUUUAUGAGAAUAUAGUCAAAAUAUUAACAAAAAAAGUCUAACAACUGUUCUAAUAAGAAAAAUUGUCGCAAUUUUACGAGAAUAUACUCCUAAUAUUAUGAAUAAUGUUAACAUUUUAGUAGCCUAGAGAUGAAAUAUUAAAAAAAAACAAACAAACAAACAAAAAAACAAUGUUGUAAUAUUAUAAGAAACUAAACCAAAUUUGGUUGGGAUUUUUACAACAAGUGGUGUUAACAUAUCAUAUACAUACAUUGUUACUCGACAAUUGGCUUGUGAUACAUUUCAUAGUAAGCCUAAAGCAUUCCACGUACAGUAAGUCCUGGCGCAAACUUAGCGAUAACUUCAGGCUAAAGUUGGCUUUGUUGUGUUGACGUCAAUGCAUGUGUGUUACUGUUACGUGGCUGUAGAACAUGCAGGGAUUUUUGACCAGACAGCACGUGCAAUGUUGAAAAUGUAGUAUUUCAGGCCCGUUGCUGUUCCCCAUGUGUUUUAAUGAACACAUCAUUCAGCAUCAUGUUUUGUCGUGUUUACAUUCAGUGACCGGUGUGGCCAUCUCUUUGUUUAUGUUCUGUCUGCACAUUGCGACAUGUUAAACAGGUGGAGUCGAUGUGCUUUGUUAUCGUACGUAGAGUCCGCUAGCUUCGGACCAUAAGCCACAAGGGUACGUCCGUGGCGUCAUGCAGCCCCAACAUGACCUGUGAUGUUUGCGCUGCACUUACAAUAAAGUUGGGACAAACACACAUGCAAAACAAACUCGACAGUACAGAUACAUUAUAAUGUUGGCCAUUGCUCAGAAAGAAAGAAAAGUCAGAAGGUUUCAGUACUGUGUGGGUGCCAGUCAAGUGGUUAAUAAGCUAUCAGAACCUAUUUUUGUGUUGAUUCUGUGAUAGUUAAGGCAAUUCUGUUUUUUAACAUGCACGUAUUUUGUCAAAAUGAUGUGCUGAAACACAUGGUAAUGUGCAGAAUAAAUAUAUAUAAUAUAUACACACACUUGUGUGUAUAUUAUGUUUUUUAAGGUAGUAUAGCAUUCACCUGUUGACCUUUACAAGAGGUGUGCUUUGUAUACAGAGAGAGAGUAAUUGUAUCCCCUCUUUGUUUUUUUCCUCAUACAGUUUCCAAUACUUAGACAUAAAUUAUUUAUUUACUAAAACAGAACUGACUAAGACUGACUAGACUGAAAUGUUUUUAGUUUUUGUCGACUAAAGCCAGGCUAAAAUGUUUGUAGUUUUUGUCAGCUAAAACUGUCACGUGUACAAAAUGUGACCAGAACAAGAAGCAUUUUCAUCCAAAAGACUAAGACUAAAAAUAAAAUGGCUGCCUAAUUCUAUCAUUCAUGACUGUUAUUUUUUUAUUAUGGUGUGAUGUACUUUAAAAAAAAAAAAAAAAAAAGGCCCCGAAGCGCAUACAGCGGACUGUAUAACACUUUCACCCAUAGGGCAGUCUGCUUUAAAACCCCAUCUGCGAGAGGCCAAGAAUCAGACACCAGUCAGUGUUUUAUACGUACUGGUUCAGAAGUGUACCACGCGGCUUCAUCGUGUGAUGUCCUCAUGCUGUACCAACAGUGUGUCGUCUGUCUGCCUUUCCGGCUAUGGGGUAUGUUAUAAAACACCAACUGGCAACAAAACAUUUAGAAAGCAAGCCAAGUGUGAUGGUUUGAUGGUAUGGCAGCUUUACCAGAAAAAGACCAAAUUGUCUAAAGGAUGGCACUGAUGAUAACAUAACAGUGGAAUUUUGUAGUCGUUAGUUAAUGACUGUCUUAAUGACUUGUCAUGGGGCGUUUCCAAAUGAAAAUAAUUAGUCUUUGAGAUUGUUUUUUUCUUGUAAAUUGUGGGGUUUUUUUGUGGUUUGUUUGAGGGGGGUGAAGACCUCCAGAGGUCACCCAUCCACUCAAUCCCCCCUCAUGCUCCCCUCCUUCCUCCUCCCUUCUGCCUUGGCCAGUCUCCAUGUGCCGGGCUCAGAACCUUGGGAAUGAAUGGCGCCCGGGCUGUGUUGCGUCUUUGAAGCUAGCCAGGAAUGUGAGGCCUCUUUUCUCUCUCUGUCUCUCUCUCUUGUGCUCUCUCUCUGUUGUUCAAGCAGCCGGCAGCGCUAACAGCUAUCGGCGGCGGUGGUGAAAUAUUCCCUCCGUUGCGCUCAUUGUGCACCGGAGAGCCGGACGUCAUCAGCCGGGCCAAUGGCUGGCUCCCACUAGGCAGGUCUCGGAGGGAGGGGUUGGUUUGGAGGGAGAAGGGGGCUGCAGAGAAAUCUUCAGUCUAAUAUCGUUGCUCUCCUGGAUACUUGGCACUGCCGCCUUUGGAAGAAAGAUGUCCUGAAACAAGAAAACUGUUGUUUUGGAAGCGAUCGUCUUUAUCAGAUGGAGGCUUCGGCCUAAGAUUCAAAGUUUGGGAACAUCUCAGUAAACAAUUCCCAGAGGAUUUGAAUAAGUCAGAAGGAGGUGAGAAAAUGACCUAAUAAGCGACCUGUGCUCUGAACAACCUGGCGCAAAUGUGUUGGCAGCACUUUCCUCACUCGUACCCGCAAGGCAGAUCCACACGCCUCUGCAUUUACAAGUAAAGCUGCCCUCAUUUUUCCUCGACGUCUGCCUUGCUAUUCGAUGGAUUCCUAUAACUUUCACUUUGAGAGAAUGAGCAACGUGGACCUGCAUCCUCUGAGCCUUCCUGUCAGUCGGCUCUCCCCAGCCAAGUCCAAUAGCAGCAUUGUGGAACAGUUUGCCCACCACCAACACGGCAAAGGAGAUUCUGCCUACAGCUCCUUCUCUGGUGGUUCCACUGCCCCAGACUACCCGCCUUCGCUUCUCACAGAUGACCUACAGUCCAGCUCUUUCAGCCACUAUGCUGACCUUAAGUAUAUGAAAUCAAUUUACCAUCCCAGUCAGCUACAUUCUAACUCAAAGACCAUGGACCAAUUCUAUCGCUCAAUGGAGGUGAUCUCACAGAACUAUCGCAAUAAUACCCAUCACCAGAAUGGCAAUGAUGGUUUCCAUACCAACAACAAAGCAACAUCAACGGUAGGGGUGCCUCUUAGGGCUCCAUCACAAGGAGAUCAACCUCCUCUUGGUCCUCCUCCAGUCCCAACACGACAGGACAGUUUCAUAGCUACUAAAAACUUAGAAAACAACAAGACAGAUUUUCAAGCCCAGCCACAACAGCCGAGACCCCAUAAUCACCAGACGGCUAAACCAGAAUCAAGUACCAAUGUCAUCAGUCCUGAACCUGUGUAUUCAGACUUGAAGGCAUCCCCAGCAGCAGAGAUAAAACAGUUGCCAAGCUCCUACUUUCACCUUCCCUCAUAUAAACAGACCAGCGUGUCAAUGAACACACCCACUCUGUUCACUACGGGCAACAAGGCUCCCUCUGAGCAGCAGAAGUCUACAAACUUUCUUCGACGAUUGCCUCCUCAAGGCCUAAGCCAGCCAGAGCACCUGAAGCCCAGGCAGCAAUCAAGCGGUAGUAGAUCUAAUGGAGAUGAUCGUGCCCAUUUUGAAAAUCCUCGCAAAAGGGUGCAUUCCGCUCACGACUGGCUCUGUUCAGAGCCAGUCCGACCCUCUGGCCCUUGGAAUGCUGGUCAGGCAGGCUUUAUCAACAGCAGUAUCCAUCAUAAGGGUCAGUUCUACUUUGUUACAGGAGUGUGUAAACAGUCCGAGGCCAGAAUGAGAGCAUACUCUGCAUCUGUAAGUGAGGCUGUGAGUGAAUGCUCCCCUAUGUUGGAAAGACGUCAACCUCAAGAAAGAGAGCGAUGCCACAGCACAAUGGAAAAUUUAUUCAUACCCCUAAAAGAAGUCCCAGAUGAAAGAGGCACCCAGAGUAAGGACCUCAUUCCCAGAAGUUUAGAUCAGGAGAAUCACAUACCCACCUCAUUUUCAGCCCGGACCUCUAGGAGUUUCGAUCCCUCGGAGGAAAUUGACACAGAAAGUCUUGAGAUUGGCCGCCACACUGCCAACAACCCAAUAUUUUACUGCGGACCGGAGAAAAACUGCUCCUCACAUUCAACUUUACAAACAAAGGAAGUUCCAUUGCUCAUUAGCAAUGAACCAUCCAGCCACUCCAAAAGAGAGGAACAGGUGAAAAGGGGUAAACGACAGCCAUUGACAGAUGUUGCCAGUGAUAGGAUAAACAAAGAGACCACCCCUCUUCUUUACCACCUCACCGGGGCUAACAGGACCGCUUUACAGCCAAAAAAGAAUGCAGAGUUCAGUGGAAAAGACAAAGAAGCUGUCCUAAAACAAGCAGGUCUUAGAGAUUCGUCAAUGGAGAAUGAAAGUCUUCUGCAAGGAGAUGCGACCAAGAAUGAUAACUCCUGUAACACCCUGGAUGACUCCUAUAAAAAGUACUACAAAGAGAAGCUGAAGGAUGCUCAGUCUAAAGUCCUGAAGGAGACAUCAUUCAAAAGAAGGGACCUGCAACUUUCAUUACAGCACCGUGUCAGGCCAAAACCUGAAUUGCGAACUUCAGGGAUUCACAGUUUCUCCUCAUCACAAGACUCUGAGACUUCCACAGACACUCUCACCCCGUCUGUGGCCUCCGAGGAGACGGAAAGAGGGAGCAUCGUGGAAGAGAGUCCUAAGGAAGUGAACGCAGAGACGGAAAGAGAAUACUGGAGGCCAGCAAAUGUAGCCCAGCCUCAGGCGGCGUCACGUAACGGGGGCCGAAAGCGAUUGACUCCUGAGCAGAAGAAGAUGUGCUACUCUGAACCAGGGAAACUCAACCAGCUUGGUAGCACCCCUAGCCACUCUUCUUGUCGUUCCUUUAGUAAUGAAAGUGAGAGUCUGUUUGCCAUGGAGGGUGAGGGGCAGCAGGAUCACAUGCACCCAGGAGAGCAGGGACUGGUUGCAGCGCGUAGGAAGAUGUUUGAGCCUCGUGGUCGGGCCCUCUCGGCCUCAAGUGCCUCAAAGACGAACCUGAAGCAUCUGCAGCACAGGGCACUGGUGGAGUACAUGGAGCGCAAGACUGGGCAGAAAGUGGCAGAACCUCAGCAACCGCUGGGUCCUCAGCUACCAGUACCCUCCAGACAGAGGCAUUCCUUGGGCGAGAAACCUUUCGACUGGGGUCCCAGGCCUUUAUCAGCAGGUACUGAGUGCAAGAACCUCAAGAAGAAACCUAACAGACCCCACUCUGCUGGACGCAUUCUUGAGUCCUCAACCAGCUCCAUCAAGUAUGCCCAGUUCUUGCCAGCGCAAUCCUAUUCAGGCCAACCUGCAGGGCAAUCAAGCCAACUGCGAUGGGGGGACGGACAAGGUCCAUCCAAUGGGAUGUCUGCCUCAGUGGAGAGUCUCUUGGACCAACCGGAACCACCUACAGUUUCCAGGAAUAGAUCCACAUCAACACCACAUGCAUUUCAGGUACCAGACUAUGAAAAUGAUCCUGUGCCAGUUAAUUCCAGUUUGCAGACGAAUCUGAGCACCACAGUCCAGUCAACUCCUGAGGCCCAGCAGUAUAUCCGUGUGGUAGCUCAUAGGGGGAAGUCCAUGGAAGAGCUGGGCGCAUCCAAGUUAACAAGGCUGUCGGCUCUGAGUAAGAGUUCUGAGCAACUGGAUCAAGAUGGAGACACCAGGAACAUUUCAUUCUUCUCUGAGGGCAGGAAGAAAUAUGCGGCGAAAGAACCAGACACCGCUAACCAGGGACAGUUACAGAAACUGUCCAUUUCGAAGCAGAACUCCGACCCAGUGCCAGGAGACGGGGAGAAUACUGGACAUAAAGCCACUGCAGGAGUAACCACCUUGAGUGGAUCCCAGUCCCCAACUAGUUUUCCCGUUCUGACUCAGGCUCAGUCUGUUUCUCCUGGAUCUCACAGCCCUGCCUCAGAGUCGUCUAACCUGCAUUUCCCUCCAGCACAAGAGACCAGUGAGAGGGAGGUCAAGUCCACCUUGUCUGCCUCCACACAGAUUAAACAUCCUUCGGACAACAGGCUGUGCUCCAGGGAAGUCCGGAGUUUCUCUGAAUCAGAGCGGCAACCAUCAGUGGAGGAACUAGGCAAAGAUGUCCCCCCGCCUGACUCCACCCACGAAGUGUCCCUGAGCUGCGGCGUAACCACAGAUCCAUCCUUUUGGAUCCUCCCUCCAGAGGAGCAGCCCAAAGAAGAUGUGCACACUCCAGGCAGUGAAUUUGAGGAUCUCUCCCUUUUGCUCCCAUCCGCACAAACGGGCGAAACCACCGUCUCCGAUGCAGAUGUGAGUCCAAAGGCGGCAGAAGCAACGGAGAAGAACCCCAAAACGCAAGACGAGGACUCAGGAGAGAAUCAGGAAAAGGGAGAAUGGGGAAUACCAGAGGGAGAAGCCAGUUUGGACAAGCCUGACAACAGGCCACCGUGGGAGGAGCUGGUAGAGGCUGUGGUGAAGGCCGACCAAUCGCUGGCCCCCAUCUUCUAUCCUUUAGCCAAUCGUAAGACGGCACUGAUGCUGAUGGAGCAGCUUCUGUCAGAAGACACGCUGUUAAUGGAGGAGCACUACAAGAAGAAACAACAGCAGCAGAGGGAAAGCUGUGAGACUGUUGGAGCUGCUGAACAACCUCCACCACCACCUGGCAGCCAUAAACCUCCAAGUAGAGAGUCCCAGAGCAAAGACGACUUUUCAGAAAAGAAGUGCAUGUUAGUGUCCUACAUCGAGGAGCGUCUGCGUUCGCUGGAGGAGACGCGGGGUGCCCUCCAAGCCGAGAUCCAGCAGAACUUAUCCCACGGAGAGGCGCUGGAGGUGCUGGUACGCGAGAGAUGUCUGCCCCUGGAGCUUGAGAGGUACAACCUGUUCAUCGGAGACCUGGAGAGGGUGGUCAACCUGCUUUUGUGCCUCUCUGCCCGGCUGGCGAGGGUCCAGAAUGCCUUGAGCACGGUGGAUCAGGACACGGACGCAGAGGAGAAGCAAUCUCUGGACAGUCGCCACCGCCUGCUGUGCAAACAGCGCGAGGACGCCAAAGACCUGAAGGACAACCUGGACCGCAGGGAGAGCCUGGUGUCCACCUUCCUGUCUCGCCAGCUGUCCGGGGAGCAGCUGCGGGACUACCGGCGCUUCGUGCAGACCAAGGCCUCACUGCUCAUUCGGCAGAAAGACUUGGAGGAGAAGCAGAGGCUGGGGGAGGAGCAGCUGGACGCCCUCUCCAAGAGCCUUUGAGGGGGACCUUCUUUGGACCUCAGGUUGGAAGUGGUCCAGCUGGAAUGUCCAGUCUUCUCCAGACUGGUUUAAAGCCGCAGGGGAGACGCAUCCUGCCACUUUUCAACCCCUGCGCCUUGGCUUCGGUGCGGACGUUGCCGCUCCUUGUGUAUCCACAAGGAGGCGCUGAUCAGCUUUAAGAUUGUAUUGAAUGGAGUCACAAGGCACUAAAAACCAAAAGGAAAGCACUUUGUCAUAAUAAUAAUAACAAUAAUGCAUAAAUGCACAUUUCUUUAGGAAAAAUCAUCCUUACUCCAUCCAGCUAUUUCAUUUCGUUUGGAAAUAUUUGAUGGGGGUUAAUUCUAAACGGGAUGCCGGUGACAUCAAAGACACUUAAGGAAGUGCUUAGAAACAAAAUCAUUAACAAAAAAAAAAAAGACACAUUAUACUUGAAAUAGUUCUUUAUUUAAUUUCUCAAUAGAUGACACAUUUUAAAACAAUUCCUCCUUUUUUCCUCUCUUUUUUUUUUUACUUCCUUUUACUCGAAUGUCAGAGCCGACGCGUCAGAUUUGUACAAGUGAUGUUGAGCAACAUCAGAAUGUGUGUGUGUGUGUGUGUGUGCGUGUGUGUGUAGAGGUUACAAUCCUCUUUGCUGUGGUAUUUUUUUUAUGUUGUUUCAUGAUUUAAUCACAUUUGGCUUAAAAAAAACCAUCGGAUGUGUGGUGUGGACUGUUUUGUACAGUAUAUUUAUGUAUUAAGGACCACAAAACAGCAUAAUUAUGUUCUUUAAAAAGUCCGUUUUUGGGGUUUGCUGAACUGUUUCGGUCAUGGAGGACCCACAAAACUGUUCUUCUUCUUCUGCAGCCUGCAGGAAUCCCAAAACAUUUGUGAGAAAGACACAAAAGACAGCGUUAGUUUGGCCUCCGUACGUCCUCGACACGGUCUUUCUCAAAGGCGGAGAGACACUUCAGACGUUUUGAUGAUGUCACUUCUUUUCUUUUUUCUGCCGAGUCACAUGUGCCUGUUUGGAGUUGUAAAUUCCACCCUGUUGGCCUGACCGUCAAUAAAUUCAAUCCCGUC